This is a messenger RNA of Pyricularia oryzae 70-15, 850 nucleotides long. Its product is annotated as U6 snRNA-associated Sm-like protein LSm2. The record is from RefSeq and is a predicted model, not a curated record. Gene Ontology annotation, biological process: mRNA splicing, via spliceosome. Bases 146 to 439 code for a protein of 97 amino acids. Gene Ontology annotation, molecular function: RNA binding. Lineage: Eukaryota; Fungi; Ascomycota; Sordariomycetes; Magnaporthales; Pyriculariaceae. The transcript has 3 exons. Gene Ontology annotation, cellular component: U4/U6 x U5 tri-snRNP complex; catalytic step 2 spliceosome; Lsm1-7-Pat1 complex.
GCGACUGUGUUCGCCCUAUGAUCUACCGAUCGUUGUUUGAUGCAGACGCUGUUGGGUGAUAUUGUACGCAAUCCCAUCACCAACGUAUUUUUUGACGCGACGUUGUAAUCACAUUCUUUCAACUUGUUGAACAAAAGCCGUCGCAAUGUUAUUUUUCAGUUUCUUCAAGACGCUGAUCGACGUCGAGAUCACCGUUGAGCUCAAGAACAGCAUCCAGAUCCGCGGCACCCUCAAGAGCGUUGAUCAGUACCUGAACCUCAAGCUUGACGACAUAUCCGUCGUUGAGGACAUCAAGUAUCCGCACCUGAGCGCCGUCAAGAAUGUCUUUAUCCGUGGAAGCGUAGUCAGGUACAUCCACCUGCCCGCUUCCCACGUCGACGUCCCGCUUCUGGAGGAUGCGACGAGGAGGGAGGCGGCUUCUACGGCGGCGAAGCGUUAAGGGUCGGGCCUUGCGGAUGGUGAAUGACGAGAAAAAAGAGAGACGCGUAUUUGGGAUGGAUUGAUGUCAUCUAUUUGAUGAGCCAUUGGCCCGUGAUAAACCCGACUUUGGCGGAAGCUGGUGGUCAGCUGUUCGGACGCCGGUGCGGGGCGGGAGGCGAACCCUCGUCUCAUCCCUUGAGGGUUGUAGAUACGGACAGGAUAUGAAGCUGCGGGACACAAGGCUUUGACAUUAAGCCUUGUCGGGUAAGAGCUUGUCGCUUGUCAUAUCAUCAGAGCCUCGCAUCACUAUUCACGCAUGCCUGGCACAAAUCGAAUGACCGGAUCAACCCUUGUUCCCACGCAUUUUAUGGGCUGUCAUAAACAUUUACUAUAGAUCAUCAUAAGCCAUCAAAAAGGACUCCUCGUUAAU